CAUUCUUCAACUUUAGCUAUGGUGUAUUUCUGCACAAGACAAUCCUAUGUUGAGUUGAGGAACCAAACCAAGUCAACCUAUCUUGUCUGCACCGUUUCACCAACAAAGAACAAAACAACAUUACAUAGUACCUUGUCUUUCAACUUUGCUUAAACAUGAAAAAGAAACAAUCUCUGCGUAACAAAGCCACCAACUUUGUCUCUGUCCUUCUCAACCCCAUCUCUGAUCCUCCUGAUUCUCACAAACACCCUCCACCUUCUUCACAGGAAGAUGUUGGUGAAUUAAAAAAAAGUGAUGAAGAGGGUAAUAAUCAUGAUGUAGUUGAUGGGCCUGAUACUUCAUCAUUCACUGCAUUUCUCUAUUCUUUAUGGUCUUCUUCAGACUCUAAAGAGAAUGCUAACUCAAAUGGAAAAAAUGAUGAUAAAGGUGGACUUGAUAAUGAUAAUAGUAGUAGUAGUAAUAGUUCUUUACCUGAUUCAUCCAUUAAGGAAAAUGGUGGGAGGAAAAGUUUGUUUUCUAGAAGUAAGCAAUCAGUUGGUGGAGCUAUUCGGCGAGUUGUGAGGAUUGGUCGAUUUCACCAUCAGGGUCGGAAGGAUAAUAGUAAUAAUGUUGUUGAAAUGAAACUUCAAGAUAAGAGGAAAGAAUCAGUGCCUGUGAAAGAAAAAUCGUCGUCUGUGGCUUUGGAUGAUAUGCCAGGAAUUUCUGAACCUUCGGUUCUUGUUUCAAAGAGCAUAAGGAAUGUUCUCUAUGCUUCUCUUCCGCCUCUAAUGCAUGGAAGAAAAUGGCUGUUGCUAUACAGCACUUGGAGGAAUGGUAUAUCACUUUCAACUCUUUACCGGAGAAGCAUGUUAUGGCCUGGAUUGAGUUUGCUGGUUGUUGGAGAUAAAAAAGGAGCAGUAUUUGGCAGCUUGGUUGAAACACCUCUCAAACCAUCCAGCAAGAGAAAAUACCAGGGAACUAACAGUACAUAUGUUUUCUCAAAUAUCUCUGGUCGUCCUAUCAUAUAUCAUCCAACAGGGGUAAACCGUUAUUUCACACUUUGCAACACUGACUACAUAGCAAUUGGUGGGGGAGGUCAUUUUGCGCUUUAUUUGGACGGUGAUCUAUUGAAUGGCUCAAGUUCGGUAUCAGAAACUUUCGGGAAUCCCUGCCUUGCAAAUUCUCAGGACUUUGAAGUGAAGGAAGUAGAGUUAUGGGGCUUUGUACACACUUCAAGUUAUGAUGAAGUGCUUGCGUUGAGCAGAACUGAGGCGCCAGGGAUCAGUCGAUGGUGAACAUCUCUAAUGGCCUGCAGUCACCAUAUCAUGGAACGGUCACUUUCCUGUGAACAAUGCAAUGAUAAUGGAGAAAUUUUCAUAUAUCCAAUUGUUGUUUUUUAACUAACAAACAUAUAUGUGUCUAGUUACACACAAAAAAAAAAAAAAAACAUUUCUGUAAAUAUUUA
Molecule: messenger RNA, 1444 nt
Organism: Medicago truncatula (barrel medic)
Lineage: Eukaryota; Viridiplantae; Streptophyta; Magnoliopsida; Fabales; Fabaceae
Product: oxidation resistance protein 1
Exons: 8
Coding region: 156-1274 (372 amino acids)
Source: RefSeq, a predicted model, not a curated record